AGGUCAGAUAUAUGUAUGUACCUGCUGCAGCUAGAACCAUCAUCGGUGGAUAAACUCGCAAUGGACUACUUCAACUGACAGUGAGAUUAAGAGAAAGUAUACACACAAAAAUGGCGACCAUUUCAACUCCACUCUCCCAUAACACUUUAGCCUUACGACAAUUAUUAACGAAACGCCAUGGUUGUCCUCUUCAUCAACUCCCUUUACCUAUCAGAAUCAGCUGUUCUUCUGCAGCUAGCAAAUGUGUUUCCAAGGAAAGCUCAUCUCCCUUUAAGGAACUGAGGACUGUAGCUUGUGGCCUUCUCGCUGUAUACGCUUUUGCUACUGCCUCACCUGUAAUUGCUGCAAAUCAGAGGCUUCCUCCACUGUCAACAGAAGCCAACCGAUGUGAGCGUGCAUUUGUUGGUAAUACAAUAGGUCAGGCAAAUGGUGUAUAUGAUAAGCCGCUUGAUCUACGCUUCUGUGAUUACACUAAUGAUAAAUCCAACCUGAAGGGAAAGUCUCUUGCAGCAGCACUUAUGUCUGGUGCUAAGUUUGAUGGUGCAGACAUGUCAGAAGCCGUGAUGUCAAAGGCUUAUGCUGUGGGAGCUAGCUUCAAGGGUACAAACUUCUCAAAUGCUGUUUUAGAUCGAGUUAAUUUUCAAAAAGCCAAUCUCCAAGGUGCUGUGUUUAAGAACACUGUGUUAUCUGGUUCCACUUUUGAUAAUGCUCAGUUGGAAGAUGCAGUUUUUGAAGAUACCAUUAUCGGUUACAUUGAUCUUCAGAAGCUAUGUACAAAUACAACUAUCAGUGCUGAAGGAAGAGUUGAUUUGGGUUGUCGAUGACUGCAUGCAGCUUAUUCUCUUAUUUGUGUUUCUUUCUAUCUUGUUGAUUUUGUUAAAAGGUUAAUGAACAAAUAAAUCAUGUAUGUCUGAUAAAUCUUCACCGUUUCGUACGUAUUUGCAACUAUUGACAAUUGGUGAACCAAACACUGUUCAUUAGAAAGUAUUGUUCUCCAUUGCUUGAAACCUAUUGGUCUAUAUAUGAGCUAUUGCUUGACAAAGUUAGUUUCUGAAGAAUCGGAGACAACUCGCAUGUUAACCUCAAUCAUUUGAAGCUUCCAACAACAAACUUUUCCAUUAUGUUUAGUAAAAAAUAGACAAUGCGCUACAAGCAAACGAGCGCAUUUGGUGUAGUGGUAUCAUAGUACCCUCCCACGGUACUGACCGGGGUUCGAUUCCCCGGAUGCGCAUUUUUGGUUUUCCCUUGGCUACCAAUUGAUCUUACUAAGAGUAUAAUUUUUUUGCAGGGACGGGGUUAAGGAUAACGCUAAGUUAUAAUGGUAGGUGGGAGCAAAACCAUAGUUGCGACUUGCGCCCACA
Durio zibethinus is the source of this 1361-nucleotide messenger RNA. RefSeq names its product thylakoid lumenal 17.4 kDa protein, chloroplastic-like. The record is from RefSeq and is a predicted model, not a curated record. NCBI's taxonomy places the organism in Eukaryota, Viridiplantae, Streptophyta, Magnoliopsida, Malvales, Malvaceae.